GACAAAUUCGAGGAAAUUCUGUAUCAUUUGUUGCCUUGUCAACAUGCCAUGGACUUCAUGGGAUGUUCUAUGAUGGAAAUCAUACUUACCUUAUUGAGCCAGAUGAAAACUACACUUCAGAUGAUGACUCCCAUUUCCACUCUGUUUACAAAUCCAAGUUGCUUGAAAUUCCUUUGGAUGACCUGCCAUCUGAGUUCUGGCAAAUGAACACCACGUCGGAGGARUUUGUUGUAAAGCCAAGACACAGAAGACGUAAAAGGCAGGUUCGUCAGAUUCCACGUAAAGUUGAAGAGGAAACAAAAUACAUUGAGCUAAUGAUUGUAAAUGAUCAUCUAAUGUAUAAAAAGCACCGCUUGUCAGUUGGCCAUACAAAUAGCUACGCUAAAUCAGUUGUCAACAUGGCAGAUUUAAUCUAUAAAGAACAACUUAACACCAGGAUAGUAUUGGUUGCCAUGGAAACCUGGGCUACUGAUAACAAGUUCGCCAUAUCUGAGAACCCCUUAGUGACCCUACGUGAGUUUAUGAAAUAUAGGAGGGAUUUUAUCAGAGAGAAGAGUGACGCAGUUCACCUCUUUUCGGGGAGCCGAUUUCAGAGCAGUCGGAGCGGCAUAGCCCACACUGGUGGAAUCUGCUCCUUGCUGAAGGGUGGAGGUGUCAAUGAGUUUGGAAAACCAGACUUAAUGGCAGUUACGCUGGCACAGACUUUAGCCCAAAAUAUUGGCAUUUUCUCAGACAGAAGAAAAGUAUUAAGUGGUGAAUGUAAGUGUGAAGACACAUGGUCUGGCUGCAUAAUGGGAGACACGGGGUAUUAUCUGCCAAGCAAGUUCUCCAAGUGUGAUAUUGAAGAAUAUCAUGAAUUUUUAAACAGUGGAGGUGGAGCCUGCCUUUUCAAUAAACCCACCAAGCUUUUGGAUCCUCCAGAAUGUGGCAAUGGUUUUGUGGAAGAGGGGGAAGAAUGUGACUGUGGGACUAUUGCAGAAUGCGCCAGCGAAGGAGGCGAGUGCUGCAACCUGUGCACCCUGACGGCCGGCUCGCAGUGCAGCAACGGGCUCUGCUGCAGGAGGUGUCGGUUUGAACCUAAAGGAGUUUUGUGCCGGGAAGCAGUGAAUGAUUGUGAUAUUGCAGAGAACUGCACAGGAAAUUCCAGUCAGUGUUCUCCAAAUAUUCAUAAAAUGGAUGGAUAUUCAUGUGAUAACAAACAGGGUAUUUGUUUUGGAGGAAGAUGUAAAACCAGGGACCGACAGUGUAAAUAUAUCUGGGGUGAAAAAGUGACAGCUGCUGACAGGUACUGCUAUGAGAAACUSAAUAUUGAAGGGACUGAGAAAGGAAACUGCGGGAGAGACAAGGACUCUUGGAUACAGUGCAAUAAACAGGAUGUGCUUUGUGGUUACCUUCUAUGCUCCAAUAUAUCUAGUGUGCCCAGGCUUGGAGAGCUUGAUGGUGAAAUCACAUCAUCAGUCUUGCAGUUUGGAAAAGUAUACAAUUGCAGUGGUGGCCACGUGAAGCUCGAUGAGGAUACGGACCUGGGCUAUGUGGAGAACGGGACGCCGUGCGGGCCCAACAUGGUGUGCUUGGAGCAUCGGUGUCUCCCCACCGAGUCCUUCAACUUCAGCACCUGCCCAGGCACCACAGAAAACCAAAUUUGUUCAGGGCAUGGUGUUUGUAGCAAUGAAAUAAAGUGCGUCUGCGACCGAUUUUGGGGAGGAGAUGACUGCAGUACCCACAUCAAAGAUGAUAUGUAUUUUGAUAAAGAGGCCCUCAGAAAAGGUGUUGUGAGCACAAACAUAAUAAUAGGGGCAAUUGCUGGCACCAUUUUAGUGUUGGCUCUGGUUUUAGGAAUAACUGCUUGGGGCUACAAAAAUUACAGAAGACAGAGACAAAUACCCCAGGGAGAUUAUGUAAAAAAGCCUGGAGAGGCCGACUCUUUUUAUAGCGACAUGCCUCCUGGAGUCAGCACAAACUCUGCAUCUAGUUCUAAGAAGAGGUCAAAUGGAUUAUCUCAUUCCUGGAGCGAAAGGAUCCCAGACACAAAACAUAUUUCAGACAUCUGUGAAAAUGGGAGACCUAGGAGUAAUUCGUGGCAAGGACGCUUUCUCCUGCAAAGUCUCCUUCUUCAUCCACUGGAUCUAUUGCUUCCAGCAGAAAAUAUCCUUACCCAAUGCCACCACUUCCUGACGAGGAGAAGAAAGCCAACAGGCAAAGUGCCAGGCUCUGGGAAACUUCCAUUUAGCUCUGCUGGUUCCUGGGCCAGAACUGUUUCCUGCAGGUUUUGUAGGAACUCGGCCUCACUGAGUCGUUGCACAUUCAUCUGAUCUUGAGACAACUUGAAAGAUCCACAGAGACGCCAGUGAUCGUGGUGACAACCUCCUCUCAUUUGGAAGGGAAAAGGCAGUCCUUUUUUUUUUGACUAGGAUUUUAUGAAUUCGAUGUAAAGAACAACCAAAAUGAUAACAAUUAACAGGGGAUAAUUAGACUGGAUGUGACCUGGCUCUUCCGCAUGAUGACAAAUACACUUAUAUAGCGUUACAGCUGCAGUCAAUUUGCAAGUCCCAAGUAAYAGAGGUUUUCCUUUGGUUUAAUGCAGUUCCACGUUAGAGUAAACCGGAAUUGGGAAGGAGCGCUCUGAAGAACGCAGCCGGUGUAAACAUGUUCGCUGUAUGCAUGAACCUUGUGUUCUUUACUUUCCACAWGUAAGGGAAAAACAACAUACCGUAGUAGAAAUUAGCAUGCAGGAGUAAGAAAUAUAGGAUUUUUGUGACAGGAUCUCAAGCUUUGAAAGGCAAAUAUUUUACAUAAACUUCAAACAAACAAGGGUUAUUUUGUUUUUUUUUUACCUUACGUGUUUAUAAUCUCAAUUAUACAGAUUGUAUAUAUGUAAACAUUUGAUAAUGUCAAAAAUCACUGUUACACAUAAGUAUAUUUUGCCAAAUGCCUAAAGAAACAGUCAUGACUAACAUCAUCACACUUCAAAUUUUUUAAUGUUAUGAGCAGACAACUUUGGAAAUACAGAAGAUACAGUACUGUAAAAAUGCGUCUCUCAGAAACUGGUGUUUGACCAAAAUCUGCGCUAUCUUUUAAACAACYGACAAUCUCAAUUGUAUUGUAGAAAGCAGAAAUCAGAGUGCAGUGACACUGUGUCUUAGAUCAUCAUCAAAAGAACCAGCCAAAAUACAUUACUCGCUGAUGACCAGUGUAUCCUCAUGCAGCUGUAACCGURACUAGUUCUGCAGACCACAGAGAACGAGUGUUUUAACUAAUGUUGAGUACAAACUGGAAGGUUGGGAAUGCUGCUGGGCAGUCAGUGCAGGCUGUGGUGACCUCAUUUUGGUGACAUUUACUGUUUGUAUUUGGUAAAGCAUUUGAGACACUGCUUUAGAUGGCAAGGUGUAGCUUAUGAGAGGCAAAAUGAUUUCACUACAUAGAUAAUAAAAAUGCCGGGCAAGUUUCGUUACUGUUUUUAUUUUGUAUGUGUUACUGGAAUCUCCUUUAUCAUGUUUUACAAUACUAUGCUACCUGUCCCUGUAAUCCCUUUUACAAUUUGUUUGGGCCUUAAGCUCAGUACUAGUGAGCUUAGCCCCCUCUGCCCUCACAAAAAUCCUGGAAAAAAAAUCCUGGAAACAAAAUGGCCUUUUCCAUGGAAAUGUUGGUUUUGUGCAUAGACAGGUGGUGAUCGUCUGACUGCCAGUGUUAAGGCCUGAAAGAUAUUUUGUUCUGAGGUUUCUAGUACCCAAGACUUCUAAAGGAUAUCGUAAAAUAAAUGUGGUCAUUUGAUAGAAAAUUUUUGUUCAGCAAGAAAAACGGGCCAUACUAAAUCAGUUUGUAACUCUCCAUCUCUCCAAAAGCAACAAAUUCGUAGCCUCAGGUAGUAACGUUACAGAAUAAACCUUCUGUGUCUGUAAGGUGCGGUAGAAUACCUUGUCCAAUAGCCGUAUGAACAAUUAGAUAUUACUAUGACAGGAGCAUCCAAGGUGUUUCUGGAGUCUUCUACCUCUUUCAUGUAUUUCCUUUAGUAAGUGGACACAACACUUGCAGCCUUUUAAUAUUUUUUUUUAACUUUUACGUCUCUCAAUAAAGUUGAAUAUAUAUAAGGUUAAAUUAAGAAAUUUUUACAGAUGUCAGCAGCUGUAAAGUGUGUAAGAUUUUUAGAAGCGCUAUAUUUUAUGGUUAGACUGUGUGCUAGAUUAUAACAAAAUACAGGCCUUGAAGUUGAAACCAUUUCCUUCACAGUCACAAGGUUCUGGUAAGUAUUAGGGAGAUACAAAUGAGCAAGGGUAGCGUAUGYAGACAGGCUCUCUGCAGGGAGCUUGUCACUUCUUAUUGCUUUAGGAAAAGCCCUCUUCACUUUUGUGAAGAGUAAAUGUCUUGUAAGCACUGAAGAAUAUUUUUUUGCAGAGAUUUACUUUGAAUGUAGGUAGCUGGAUUAAAGAUGGUUGAUAGUAUAUAGGUCAUGAAAUUAGGGCCUGACCAAGAAUCACUUGAAGUCAAUAUGCAUCUUUUAUUGAUUUCACUGGGCUUUGAACUGGACCCUCAAACAGUUCACCCAAAUUAGGAAGUUUAACCUGAUAGUCUCCAUGUUGCUCUCCCACCUGGAAGCUAUUUUUUCCUUCYGUAUUAAUGUCUUGUCCUUAGCAACCAGACUGUUUAUCACGUGCCUUUUAUGAUACUUUGUUUGAACACAGAUUAGUCUGUAAUUAUGAAUAAUCCUGUUAAAUUUUUGUGGGUGUUUCAUGCUCACCAUCGUUUACUCUUCCCCUUCCCUUUUUCCCUUGUCAAGAAGCAGCAGGAUUUGGCAGGCAGAGCUGAGUGUAACACACUGGCUGUUUAUGUCAUGUUCAUAGCUCCUUGUUUUGCAAACACGUUCCUGAUGGUAUUUUCCAUGUACUAUGUACUUACAGCUUCUCCCUUGUUUUGGUAGCAUUCAUCUCUAGCAUUUGUUGAUACAGGUAUGUGCAUCUAUUUUUAACAGACACUUUCACUUUGGAGCGAUGCAGUGACUGGGCAUCUAGUGAAUGCUAACUUCAAAUUAAAUAGAUAUUGACUUGCACUUGAUUAGGGUCGAGUGGGAACAUGAUGAAACUGUCUUUUGCAAAACUGUUCUGCAGGGAAUUUUGCACUGCGUGGGUAACUUGGAGACAUUAAGUUGUUGCACAAAACCUGUACGUGUAGGGCUCUAUGAGCAUCUAGAGUCAGUGGAGGUCAGAGAGAGAAGUUAGUGGUUAUAUUCUGUGGUUUUCCACUUUUAAAAUGUAGUGUGUUUGACAACUGCCAGAUUAGUAACUCUGGAGAUUUCAAAUAUUUUUUAUUUAACCAGAGUAGUUACAGUUACACUGGCAAUAGCAAUAUUUUAAUAUUGCCGCAUAAUACCUCAUCCGGCCUCAAACGAUGUGCUUGUGUCRUCAGUAAGGUAGUUCAGUCAUGCUGACUCAGGCCCAUUCCAAGUUUCAUUUGCUGGCUUUGAUUUUUCUCUUCCCACAGUAAUAAAUGAGCUAGCCUGUGCCAGCUAUGUUGUAGAUAUCUGUUAAAUGGGGACAUCAUCACUUCACCUCCAACACAUUAUAAGUAGUUGUCCUUAUUAGCAUAGGGCUUAGAGGGUGAUCUAUACUUAACUACAUUAUUCUUAYAUAUUUCAGCAUGUGGGAGAAGAAUCUUGUAUAAUUUAAAAUAAAAUUAAUAAGAUUAACUGRUCAAGUCAAAAAAUAGAGAUAAUAUUCAAAUAAUAAUGCUGCAGUGUGAUACCAUCAUUUUACAAUGCAAAGUUUACCUGCUUAGUCUGGAUUUGUUAAGAACUUCAGUAAUCCACGCUGUAAACUUUUGAUGAAUAUAUUUAGGCAGUAUACCAGAAAUGGAUGUGAUUGAUAAUUUACAUGUAAAUUUGUUAUACUAUUGUUAUAAUAUAAAUAGUUUUAGUUUUUAAAGAGGUCGUUCAUUACUAUAUAGCAUAUCUUUAUAUAAGUUGUGAACUUAUAAGUCACUACUUGCCAGUUAUGUGAUUUGAGAUGUGACAUAUGUCUUUAAAGAUAGCUACGUAUAAAUGAUUUCAGAAUUUUGUUCCUGAUUUAUGAAAUCUUGAACCUGCUAAGCUGAUGCACUUCCUGAGUAGUUUAGAUUGUGCUAACGAUCCAAUGAGUGGUUGAUAUAGCCAGAAUUAAAAUAAGGAAACAGACUGUGUCAACAGCUAAUAUGUACCCAAGUCCUCCUAUCUGAAUCACCCUUGCUGAUUUAAAAUGAACUGAAUUGUCCUGUCAACAUAAAUGCAAUGACUGUUUUCAAACUAGGGCCAAGGAUAGCUGCAUAUGYGUUGACAAGUAUGCAUCUACUCUCACCAAGUUUGCAAUCAUUUCACUGCUUAGUCUCGUGGAUGUACACAGUGUAAUCAAGGACCCACCACGUUAUGAGAACACAUGAUGUUUGCCCUUGCCAACAAUGUCAAGUGAAACACCUGAGAGACUCUGCAGUCAGGUAGGGUAACAGGUUGUUGUUAGGGCUUGCUUGGUCACUGAGCCCCAUACCUGCUGUUUUAAACAAACUUAUCGAACUCUAACUUAAAAMCAGGCAAGCUCCUCAUCUUUUUCUUUCCAUCUCACUGCCCACUCCUCCUCCCUGGAAAUCACGUCCAUCAAGGAUAGUUACAUCUACUAGGAGCCUUGUGCGUUUGUUGGACAAGCAACUGAGAAGAUGCUGCAAAGGUGGGAACCUUUCCUCAUGAUAUCCUGGAUAAAGUCUUUCUGGUGCUCUUUAUGGCACUGCAAAUGUAUUUCUUGCUCUUGCUAGAGUGACAGACUAUAGCCCCAUGGCUCAUUUGUAGUUUGAGGUGAUUCAACAUUUGGUGUCUCAUUCAUUCUGGGUCUUUCUCAUCCUCUGCCUUUUUCAAAGGAUGAGUCUUUUUAGUCACCAGUCUCUUACCUAGGAGCAGUACCAUGUCCUCCUUUUUCUCCUAUUCCAAAUCUCAAGAUCACCCAUUUUUUCCAGUGAGCUAUUUCAGUAUUCACUAGCGAACUCUUUGAAGCCACCCUUAGCAACCACAGUGUGAGGUGGUAACUUCUCUUAUAAGAGCUUGAGCUCUCUGCUUCUCUGAAGCCAUCUUUUC
Nothoprocta perdicaria is the source of this 7087-nucleotide messenger RNA. RefSeq names its product ADAM metallopeptidase domain 22 (gene ADAM22). Gene Ontology annotation, molecular function: metalloendopeptidase activity. NCBI's taxonomy places the organism in Eukaryota, Metazoa, Chordata, Aves, Tinamiformes, Tinamidae. Bases 63 to 2312 code for a protein of 749 amino acids. Gene Ontology annotation, biological process: proteolysis. The transcript has 26 exons. The record is from RefSeq and is a predicted model, not a curated record. Gene Ontology annotation, cellular component: postsynaptic density membrane.